This is a messenger RNA of Pseudomassariella vexata, 2125 nucleotides long. Its product is annotated as putative catalase. The record is from RefSeq and is a predicted model, not a curated record. Gene Ontology annotation, molecular function: heme binding; catalase activity. Gene Ontology annotation, biological process: hydrogen peroxide catabolic process; response to hydrogen peroxide. The transcript is spliced from 3 exons. Bases 277 to 1773 code for a protein of 498 amino acids. NCBI's taxonomy places the organism in Eukaryota, Fungi, Ascomycota, Sordariomycetes, Amphisphaeriales, Pseudomassariaceae. Gene Ontology annotation, cellular component: peroxisome; cytoplasm; mitochondrion.
CUUCCCUCCCUCCACAAGCAACAGCUAAGAUAACAAAGGAAUUGGACCGGGUUCAACCAUGCUGCCCGGCGGUUUUGUGGACUUCCGGAGGAUUUCUAGCUUUCACCUUUCUGAUUUCUGAAAGCUUGCAACCUGUGCUCGCCCUUCUUCAACAAUGCAGUGCUCUAUAUAAGUUCCAACGGGAGCCUGCCUCAACUCAAUCAUUCCAAGUGUGAAGAACUCUACCACUUUUAAUAUAGCCAUACUCGCAACGAGCCCCGAGUCCAAACCGUCACAAUGGUCGCCGAAAAGAAGUCGGAGUCUACCUUCAAGUACAACGAGAAGCCUGUCUACACGACUUCCAAUGGCGCCCCGGUCGAUCACCCGUCCAAGUGGCAGCGCGUUGGCACCCAUGGGCCUCUCCUACUGCAAGACUUUCACCUGAUUGACUUGCUUGCCCAUUUUGACCGCGAGCGUAUUCCCGAGCGAGUUGUUCACGCCAAGGGUGCCGGUGCCUAUGGAGAAUUUGAGGUUACAGAUGAUAUUAGUGAUAUCUGCACGGUAAACAUGUUGAAUGGCAUUGGAAAGAAGACUCCCUGUAUCACUCGCUUCUCCACCGUCGGUGGUGAGAAGGGCUCGCCAGACAGCGCCAGAGACCCCAGAGGCUUUGCAAUCAAGUUCUACACCCAAGAAGGUAACUGGGAUUGGGUUUAUAACAACACUCCCGUUUUCUUCCUGCGAGAUCCCACCAACUUCCCCUUGUUUAUCCACACCCAGAAGCGCAACCCGCAAACCAACCUGAAGGAUGCCACCAUGUUCUGGGAUUACCUCUCGACGCACCCAGAGUCUAUCCACCAGGUGAUGCACCUGUUCUCGGACCGCGGAACCCCAUACUCGUACCGUUUCAUGAAUGGCUACUCUGGCCACGCCCACAAGUUCAUCAAGCCCGACGGGUCCUUCGUCUACGUCCAGAUCCACCUCAAGUCGGACCAAGGUAACAAGACCUUCACCGACGAGGAGGCUGGUAAGAUGGCGUCGGAGAACCCUGACUUCUCUACUCAGGACUUGUUCGAGGCUAUCCAGAGGGGCGAAUUCCCAUCCUGGACCGUAUAUGUUCAGACUAUGACUCCUGAGCAGGCUGAGAAGUUCAAGUAUAACGUCUUUGAUCUGACCAAGGUCUGGCCUCAGAAGGAGUUCCCUCUGCGCAGGUUCGGCAAGAUGACACUCAACCGCAAUGUUGAGAAUUACUUUGCCGAGAUCGAGCAGGUUGCGUUUGCUCCUUCGCACCUGGUGCCUGGUGUUGAGCCUUCUGCCGACCCCGUUCUGCAGUCCCGUCUCUUCUCAUACCCAGAUACCCACCGCCACCGCCUCGGCGUCAACUACCAGCAAAUCCCCGUCAAUGCUCCGCUCCAGGCCUUCAACCCCUUCCAGCGCGACGGCGGCAUGGCCGUCAAUGGCAACUACGGCGCAAACCCCAACUAUCCCUCCAGCUACCGCCCCUUAACUUACAAGCCCGUCCAGGCCACCAACCCACACGAGCAGUGGACAGGUCAGGCCGUCAGCGCCUUGUUCGAUGAGGUCAAACCUGUUGACUACGAGCAAGCUAGGGACCUGUGGCAGGUUUUGGGAAGGACUCCGGGACAGCAGGCGAAUUACGUGAACAAUGUUGCGGGGCACUUGAGUGCGGCGCAGAAGGAUACGCGUGUGAGAACUUAUGAGAUGUUUUCUAGGGUUUCCCCUGAGCUGGGGGCAGCUAUUCGGACGGCUGUCGAAGGGAGGGGUGCGAGAUUGUAGAGUGGGGAAUUCUGAUAUAUCAAUGAAGACAAAAGGUGUAUAAUUGGAGGGAACUGCGUUGAGAGUAUAUUGAUACAGCAGAGAACCCAGGGUCUAAAUCACGCAUUUUCUUCAAGCUGAAAGUUGUCAAGGAGGAAUUGUGCUGUACCGGCUUGCAUAAGGGGAAAGUCACAGUUUAGUCAGUUGUCAUAUGUCGUCAAAACUUGAUUAGUGGGAUACAAAAAGGAUUGGUUAGUACCGCCGUCCAAUGACAACGCAGUGUACCUGAUGAUCACUUGAAUGCUCCAUACGUACGUAGACUAUAGCAGCACCCAUCUACGGAAGGUCCUUGUUGAAGUGCCCUGAAGGCUAG